AAGCAAAACCUGCACCAUUACAAGACCACACCCCCUUAUGUUUCAGCACCCCAAGACUCGACCUCAAACACCAUCUUUCUCUUAAGCCUGAUUUUUCCAUGGACACAGAAACUUCAUCGUUUGAGACUAGUGAGAUGCUGGCCAAUUUCUUAGCUUCCACACCAUUGCUAUCCGAGUCAUGGAGGCUCUGUAAUCUUGCCAAUGCAAAUUCACCUCAGGGUUUUGUAGCAGAACAGAUUGGAAGUAUUGGGUAUUUGGCCUUUUCUGGUAUCGAAUCGGUUUCAGGGUCAGACCCCAGUUUCAAGAAUCUGCUUCCUUUGCCUGAUGUUGCCAAUAGCAUGUUUACUCCAUUGCAUCGCCAAACUGAAGGGGAAGAGCCAGUCUUGGUGCAAGGUGCCUUGCUGAGGAUCUUUGAGAAUAUUUAUAAGGACCCAAGCUUUCAAAACCAGAUGCAAACACUGAUGCAGACAAGCAAGUCAAUCAUCUUCACAGGCCAUUCCGUAGGUGGAGCAACUGCUUCUCUUGCUGCUCUUUGGCUCCUCUCUUACCUUCAAUCAAAUUUCUUAAACCUCUCGGUAUUAUGCAUCACCUUUGGCUCUCCAUUGCUAGGCAACGAGACCCUUUCUCGUGCCAUUCUUCGCGAAAAAUGGGGUGGCAAGUUUUGCCAUGUUGUAUCGAAGUAUGACAUCAUGCCAAGGAUGCUCUUUGUUCCAAUGGAUCCCAUUGCUCCACUCAUAAAACCCCUGCUACAUUUUUGGCACAUGUAUAUGAAUUCUCCGCAUUUUGGAUUGCUUGCUGUACCGUUAAGUGAUGACAGCAUGGCUCAAAUUUUCAAAUAUGUAUUAUUUCACUUGGAAAAAUUAGUAGAAGCUGGAGAAGAGGCAGUGACUGGAAUGUUGAGGCCAUUUGGGAACUAUUUUUUCUGUUCGGAAGAUGGAGCAAUCUGCGUGGACAAUGCAGCAUCUGUUGUUAAAAUGAUGUAUUUGUUGUUCGCGAUGGGGACGUCUAGCUCUAGCAUUGGGGAUCAUCUCAAGUAUGGUGAUUACGUAGGGAAAAUCUCCUUGCAAUUUCUGGAGAAGAGGAGUUUCAUGCAAGGAGAGCUUCCUGAAUCAAGCUAUGAAGCAGGAAUUGUAUUGGCUUUGCAGUCCACAGGAAUGUCUUGCAAGGAACCAACUGCAGGGCCAGCCAAAGUUUGCCUACAGGCUGCUAGGCGAUUGGGGCGCACACCAAACCUCAACUGUGCCAAUCUGGCAAUUAAACUGUCCAAAAUCAAUCCUUAUAGGGCUCAAAUAGAGUGGUAUAAAGCAUUGUGCGACCGGUCUGAUGAUCAGAUGGGUUACUACGACUCCUUUAAACAAAGGGGAGCCUCGAAAAGGGACUUCAGAGUCAACUUGAACCGGCACAAGCUGGCUCAGUUUUGGGAUAACGUAAUAAACUUGUUUGAAAGCAAUCAACUCCCCCAUGAUUUUUACAGACAAGGAAAAUGGGUCAAUGCUUCCCAGUUCUAUAAGCUCCUUGUGGAGCCAUUGGAUAUUGCUGAGUAUUAUCGAACAGGCAUGCAUCGUAGCAAGGGGCAUUACAUUGACCAUGGAAGGGAGAGGAGAUAUCGUAUUUUUGAUAGGUGGUGGAAAGAGAGAAGUGUUAGAGGGGAAGAUUAUAAAAGGAGCAAGUUUGCAAGUUUGACCCAAGACACAUGCUUCUGGGCAAGAGUGGAGGAAGCCAGGGAUUUGUUAGAUGCUCUUAGAAGCACUAGUGAUCCGAGUCAUUUGGCUUUGCUUUGGCAGAAGAUAGAUAGUUUUGCGAGCUAUGCAAACGCGUUGGUUGAAACUAAGGAGGUGUCUAUAGAUGUAGUGGCAAAGAAUUCAAGCUAUUCAUUGUGGCUAAAAGAUUAUAAUGAAUUGAAAUCACAAAUGGUGCAAUUCCGUCCCUUGUUUUUGAGUUUUGUGAAUGAGGAAGUGGUUCCAUAGUUUCCAUUGAAAGGCUAUGAAGCCAUCUGCCAAGCAGGUUUUGUAAUGAAUAUGUAAGAUAUAUUUUGUAGUUUUUGUUACAUGAAUCAAUUUACAUAAUAUUAG
Populus euphratica (Euphrates poplar) is the source of this 2072-nucleotide messenger RNA. RefSeq names its product lipase-like PAD4. Lineage: Eukaryota; Viridiplantae; Streptophyta; Magnoliopsida; Malpighiales; Salicaceae. The record is from RefSeq and is a predicted model, not a curated record. Gene Ontology annotation, biological process: lipid metabolic process. The transcript is spliced from 4 exons. The coding region runs from base 99 to 1967 and encodes 622 amino acids.